AUUUUGACAGUUGUAUUUUGUAAGGUUAUAUUUCCAUUAACAUAUUUGUGUGAAAUUGUUAACUUUUAAGAGAAGAGAUUCGUGAUCUUCUCUCUCAACUGUGACCGCGAAUUACAUAAUUGCAAGAAUUGAACGGAAAUGUCUCAGGCCCCAGUAAAAGUCUCACCACUUAUCAAAUUCGGCAGAUGGUCUUUUUUGGUAUUAGGCGUAGCCUAUGGUGCUUUCAAUCAAAGUCGCUUGUCGAAGAAGGAAGCGAAAAUACGCGAGAUUGAAACUCAACAAAAGAUUAUUCGUGAUGCUAAAUUAGCCGAGGAAAAGAAACGCAAUGCUGAGGCAGAAAUUCGAGCAUUGGAAGCCUUGGCUGGCAUUAAGAAAUAGAUAUUUUCCUUACAUUUUAUAAUCUUCGUUAAUUUUCAAUAAUAAUUAAAAAUCAUAUAAAUAAUCAACGGAAUUCAUAUAUAAAAA
Messenger RNA from Glossina fuscipes, 465 nucleotides. RefSeq names its product ATP synthase subunit e, mitochondrial (gene ATPsynE). Bases 139 to 378 code for a protein of 79 amino acids. Gene Ontology annotation, molecular function: proton transmembrane transporter activity. The record is from RefSeq and is a predicted model, not a curated record. NCBI's taxonomy places the organism in Eukaryota, Metazoa, Arthropoda, Insecta, Diptera, Glossinidae. The transcript is spliced from 2 exons. Gene Ontology annotation, biological process: proton motive force-driven ATP synthesis.